Messenger RNA from Rhodofomes roseus, 3003 nucleotides. Its product is annotated as coatomer protein. The transcript has 19 exons. Bases 72 to 2936 code for a protein of 954 amino acids. NCBI's taxonomy places the organism in Eukaryota, Fungi, Basidiomycota, Agaricomycetes, Polyporales, Fomitopsidaceae. The record is from RefSeq and is a predicted model, not a curated record. Gene Ontology annotation, biological process: endoplasmic reticulum to Golgi vesicle-mediated transport; intracellular protein transport; intra-Golgi vesicle-mediated transport. Gene Ontology annotation, molecular function: structural molecule activity. Gene Ontology annotation, cellular component: cytoplasm; COPI vesicle coat.
GCCGCGACACGUCCUGGUAAGUAACCACUGGUAUUGCUCACUUCCUCCUGGUAUACCUUCUGCUUGUAAAUAUGACCACGGUGGAAGCUCCCUGUUACACGGUUGUCUUUGAGGACAGCUCGGAGUCGCCUUCAACCCAGGAACUCCGCUUGUCCCUGCAGAAGGGCUCGGACGAGGCCAAGUUCGACACGUUGCGGAAGAUCAUAGUCUCUACGAUUAAUGGAAACCAUCAGCCGCAACUGCUUAUGCCCGUCAUUCAAUAUGUCAUGCCCUCACGGAAUAAGCAGCUGAAGAAGCUGCUGCACUUCUACUGGGAGGUCUGCCCGAAGUAUGACGAGACCGGGAAGCUGAAGCAGGAGAUGAUCUUGGUGGUCAACGCGAUCCGGAACGACCUGCAACACCCCAACGAAUACAUCCGAGGCGCAACUCUUCGUUUCUUGCAGAAGAUUACGAGAGAUGUUGAGCUCCUCGAACCCCUCAUCCCCACCUGCCGCGCAUGUCUCGAGCACCGGCACUCCUACGUCCGCAAGAACGCCGUCUUCGCCGUGUACACCGUCUACCGGCAGCACGAGCACCUCAUCCCUGACGCGCCGGAGCUCCUUCAGACCUUCCUGGCAGCGGAGUCCGAUGCGACCUGCAAGCGGAACGCGUUCGUGUUCCUGGCGAACUGCGCCAUGCCGAAGGCCGUGGAGUACAUUCUGCAGGUGUUCGACCAGAUCCCGUCGAUGGACGAGUUGCUGCAGAUGAGCAUCAUCGAAGUCAUCAGGCAGGAUUGUAAGACGGACACGAGAUACAGGGCACGGUACAUUCUCUUGGUCUCGGAGUUGCUCAAUGCGUCAUCACAUGCUGUGAAGUACGAGGCAGCGACAACUCUGACAUCCCUGACACAAAACCCGGCAGCUGUCAAGGCUGCCGCAUCAUGCUACGUGCAGCUCGUGCAGAAGGAAUCGGACAACAACGCGAAACUUAUCGUUUUGGAUCGCCUGGAGACCCUGCGCUCGAAGCAUGGUCAUGUCUUGGACCCUCUUGUCAUGGACAUUCUCCAAAUCCUCUCGAGUGCCGACCUGGAUGUUCGCCGGAAGGCGAUUGGCAUUGUGCUCAGCAUGGCCACCAGCCGGAACGUCGAGGACAUUGUACUGUUCUUCAAGAAUCAACUGCAGAAGACACAGGAGCAAGACUUCGACAAGGCACCGGAGUACAGACAGUUGCUCAUUCAAUCAAUCCAUGUAUGCGCUGUGAAGUUCUCCGAGGUCGCCGCCAGCGUGGUGCACGCGUUGAUGGACUUCCUUGGCGACUCCAACAACCCGUCAGCACUCGAUGUCGUCGCCUUCGUCAGAGAGGUCGUCGAGAAAUUCCCGCCUCUCCGGCAGACCAUUUGCGGGAAGCUCACGCAGACACUCGGGGACAUCAAGUCCGGCAAGGUGUACCGUGGCGUGCUCUGGAUCCUUGGCGAAUACGCCGAGGACGCUGCCGACAUCCAGAACAUUUUCCGCGAGCUCCGCAAGGUGCUCGGUGAGAUCCCUAUCCUUGCCUCUGAACAGCGGCUACUGGAGGAGUCGGGUGCGGAGGACGGGGAUGCGCAGAAGGAGGAGCCACAGCCGAAGGUGGAGGGAGGCGGAAAGCCGAAGGUCCUGGCGGACGGCACGUACGCGACAGAAACGGCGUUCACGAGCAUGUCGAAUGCACGGUUGGAGGCUGUCAAGGCGGCGUCGAAGCCUCCUUUGAGAACUCUCAUCCUGGGUGGCGACUUCUUCACUGGUGCGGUGCUCGCGUCUGCGUUGACAAAGCUCGUUCUGCGAUACACCGAGGUGGGCAGUGAUCGGCGCAAGGCGAACGGACUGAAGGCAGAGGCAAUGUUGAUCAUGGCCUCCGUCAUCCGUGUCGGGCAGUCGAAGUUCGUCAACGUCCCGAUCGACGAGGACUCGAGCGAGCGGAUCAUGAACUGCAUCCAGACGCUGAGCGAGCUGCAGGAAAAGCUGGUUGUACACGACAUCUUCCUCAAGGACACCAGAACUGCGUACGCGAAGAUGCUCAGCGCCCAGGAGAAGAAGGCGGCGGAGAAGCGCGAGCAGGAGAGUGCGAACGAGAAGAUUGUCCAGGUCGACGAUCUCCUUACUUUCCGCCAAUUCACGAAGAAGACUGUGGACGAUGCUAUCGACGACGCCGAGGAUGUCGUUCGUGCAACUGGAUCUGCCGAAGUACAUGAAGACUUCAUCUCCAAUCUAAGCCGGAUAUCGCAGCUCACUGGGUUCUCCGACCCCAUUUACGCUGAGGCGUAUGUCAAGGUGCACGGCUUCGACAUCUCAUUAGACGUACUGCUCGUCAACCAGACCGCAGACACUCUGCAGAACCUUUGCCUCGACUUCGCAACCUUGGGUGACCUCAAGCUUGUUGAGCGGCCAUCUGUGUAUACCAUCGCUCCCCACAGCUUCCAGAGCAUCAAGGCUACCAUCAAGGUAUCGUCAACGGAAACUGGUGUUAUCUUCGGCAGCAUCCUCUGGGAGGGUCCGGGCAUGUCUGAGCAAUGUGUCAUCCUGAACGACAUUCACAUCGAUAUCAUGGACUACAUCAAGCCGGCAUACUGCACAGAGGCUCAGUUCCGUAGCAUGUGGACCGAAUUCGAGUGGGAGAACAGAGUAAAUGUCACGACCUCGAUCUCUGACCCUCGAGAAUACCUGCACCAUGUCAUGAAGGCGACCAACAUGUCGUGUCUCACGCCGGAGGGUGCGGUUUCGGGCGACUGCGACUUCCUGUCAGCGAACAUGUACGCGAGGAGUCUGUUCGGCGAGGACGCCCUGGCGAACCUGAGCGUGGAGCGGACAGACGCAGGCACUAUCACUGGCCACGUCCGGAUACGUAGCAAGACGCAGGGUAUCGCUCUGUCUCUGGGCGACCGGAUCACGAUGGCUCAAAAAGAGAACAAGCCUCCGGCGUAGGCUGUCUGUCGUGUCGAUGAUCCCGUGUAUUUAUCAGCUGGUAGAUAAUUGGACUUUUCUUCUCCAA